CAUUCUCUCUGUCUCUCUCUGUGUGUAUUCUUUUUCUCCGCCCUUUGCUCAUCUCCUUGGGGCUUUUCUGCUUUCUCUUCGGUGCCCCUCGCUCUUCUUCUGAAUCCUCUCUUCCUCUUCUCCCUCCUUCUCCUCUUGCUCCUUCUCGGCUUCUGUCUGUCUGUCUUGUGGACAUGGGGUGAGGCGACUGGCAGCGUGUGCGCGUUGGGGAUGUUUCUUUCCCACCUUUGUAGAGAGGGAGGGAGGGAGCGAAAGCGAGAAAGAGAGAGAGAGUGAGUGAGUGGGAGGGAGGGGUGUUGUGGGGUUAAGGAGAGGAGGGCUAGCAGUGAGGAGGAGGAGGAGGAGGCUGGUUUGACGUGGAAGGAGAGGGAAAAUCUGGGAUGGUGCGAGGUGAUGGUGGGUCGAAUCGCUGAGAUCACAGUCUUGUUUUGCAGAGGAGAUGGGUGGUAGGUUUAUUUGAUUGUGGAGUGUCGCGGUGAGAUUGAGCCAGGGAUGCUUGGUGGUGGUGGUAGUAGGGGUGGUGGCAUCUUCGACAAAGGAGUGGAGGUUACAGGGAAGGAGUUUGACUGGAGAGGUAGCUUAGUAUGCAACCGACGUGGUGCGCAGUGAAAGAUAUUCCGGUGGGGUUUUGGGAAUCUAAUUCGUUAAGGAGGGUGAAUUCUGAAAUGGAAGAGCCAUAGCUGGGUUUCUUUUUCUGGUGAAAGCCAAGCUAACUAUUCUUUAGUAUGAUUCGUGUUUUAAUUGCAAUGGAAGCGGGUGUUCUCAAUCAAAGGUCGUCGCGAAUGCUCUUGGGUUUGUGAGUCGCAUUCCUCCUCCGAAAGAUUUGAGAACGUCUACUGCCUGGCAGCAUAUCGUAGAAGUCCCUCAUUUAGACCUGUUCCAGUACGUCGCUACAUCAAAAGCGUAGCUUAUGGCUGGUUCUCCCAUGACAACUUUAUCAAUUGGAGGGAUGUCACCUAGUAAUGGUGUAAGAGAGCACCAUAGUUAUGAAACGAUGCUCAGAUUGAAAAGCUACGUUCCGGAGCUAUAUCCCACCGACCAUCUUCACGAUGGCACUUCCACAGGCGAGGUGGAAGCGUCUAAUGGAGUUUUAAGUGGAAGUCAUAACUCGAGCAAGGGUUUGAAGAGAAAGAGACCGGAACAUCCUGGAGCACAGUCAGCUCCUGUGUAUGAUGGCGGGGAGGCUAAGAUUGUAUUGGGUCUGGGCCAAGUUGACGAUUCCAGCAGCAUGGAUGAGGACUCUGGUGUUGUUCUUGGGUUGGGCCAGUCAGACACUAGAGAUUACUCGGGAAAUCUUUCAGGAAGUGCGAACUUUUGUAGGAGUAUGGGUGGGGAUGAAACAGUCCACAGUGGAAGCGCCGUCGCGGAGAUGCUUUUGGCAAGGGGUCAGGGUCAAGGGCUGAACCGUAUAGAACCCGGUGCCCUUCUCCGUUUGAACAGCAUGGGAGAUCUACAUUCGGGGGCUGCUGGAACUGGAAGUCAAGGUUGGCACGGGGAUGCUCGGCGAUAUAACAGCCACUCUGAAAAUCAGGUUGGAUCACACCUGGGAUUAUCUCCCUCUUGUCCUGGUUACGCUGGCUCGUCAAAUGGUCGGAAGUUCGGAAGCGAUGAUGGGCUGCUUUUAGGACUCGGUCAAGGGGCUAAGGCUCACCUUGGCAGUAGCGGACAUUUUCCUGUUGUCGACGAAGGGUCUAGUACAGCUCGGUUAACUUAUGGCGGCUACAUGCCAUCACUUCUGAUGGGUAGCCAAAUCUAUCCCACAGUGGCUUCUGAUCGGCACCGUAGUGAUGCCCGCGGUAAAGGGCGCAGCGAGGACGAAAUAGUCGAGCACGACCUUCUGAUGAGCCUACGUGCAACUGCAAGCGGUGGGACAACAUCUACCAGUGGUGCUUCUGGCUCUGAUCGAGUCCCAAAAGUGUGUAAAUUUAGGGGAUGUGGUAAGGGUCCGAGAGGAGCUUCCGGCCUAUGCAUCGCGCAUGGGGGCGGGCGGAGGUGCCAAAAGCAUGGGUGCAAUAAGGGUGCAGAAGGACGCACGGUGUACUGCAAAGCGCACGGAGGCGGCAGAAGAUGUCAAAAUUUGGGAUGUACGAAAAGCGCUGAAGGCAAAACUGAUUACUGCAUAGGACACGGUGGUGGCCGCCGCUGUAGCUUUCAAGGCUGUGACAAGGCUGCUCGUGGUCGCUCAGGUCUGUGCAUCCGUCAUGGUGGUGGGAAGCGCUGCCAGAUUGAGGGGUGCACCAAAAGCGCCGAAGGAUACUCUGGGUUGUGCAUUUCACAUGGCGGUGGACGAAGGUGUCAAUUUGCCGGUUGCACUAAAGGAGCCCAAGGCAGCACUAUGUUCUGCAAAGCCCAUGGAGGUGGAAAGCGUUGCAUUAUACAGGAUUGUAACAAGGGUGCUGAGGGAAGCACUCCACUCUGCAAAGGCCAUGGAGGUGGGAAACGUUGUGCUUUUGAUGGUGGUGGGAUCUGUACCAAAAGCGUGCACGGAGGAACCCUCUACUGUGUUGCUCAUGGAGGUGGGAAACGCUGUGCUGUGGAAGGCUGCGGAAAAAGUGCGCGGGGCCGAACAGAUUUCUGCGUUCGACAUGGAGGUGGAAAACGGUGCAAGAUCGAGGGAUGUGGAAAGAGCGCACAGGGUAGCACAGAUUUUUGCAAGGCUCAUGGAGGUGGUAAACGAUGUCAGUGGGGAGCUGAGGGUUCCAACUUUGGUGACCUCUUGAAAGACAAAAAUGGAGAGCCCGUUUCUGGGUCUCCUUGUGACAAAUUUGCUCGAGGCAAGACUGGUCUUUGUGCAGCUCACAGUGCUUUAGUUACUGAUCGACAGGUACACGGUGGGAGUGUAAUUGGAAGUGCAAUUGCCCCUGGAUUGGCCCCUGGUCUAUUUCGAGGUUUAGUAGCUGGUGCAGGGCAGAGCCGUCCUAGCGGUUUGGCUACCACAAGUACAACUGCAGAGACGGCUGCAACUGGUGGUAGCAGACCUGUCGGAAGUGUUUCCGCUGAAAUGAGGAGUGGAGCAUCAGAGACUCCAGAUGCAUCAAGCUCUGAUGCACCCUCAAAUUCUGCUCGAGCUCCAAUUGGAAUUUGGGUUCAAAGGGGUUCAGCACUUUCCAGAAGUUCUAUGUCACAAGGGUUUUCUGGUAGCAUGGAUACUACAAAUCCUUCCAUGGUUAGCGACGCCUCGGGCACUGUGCAUGGUCCUUAUCGUGGCGGUAUACUGGGUACUUCUCAAGGUGGCAACCAGCUUGGUGACGGGAGGAAUUUGAAUGCAUCUGGAAAUCCUGGCGUUGGUGGACUUGCUGAUUCCACUGCUGAAUUGGAUUUGAAUCCUAGAGCCCCAGAGACUACUAUGCAGCCAACACCUUCGUCACUUCCUUUUCACCAACCCCUCAUUCCUCCUCAGGUUUUGGUGCCUUUAUCAAUGCAAAAAGACAUACAUUUGUCCAACAAGUCUAGGAACGGGCGGCCACCUCGGCCGCAACUCUCAGAUGCUGAUGAAGGAGUGUUCAACAUGGGUUUGUUGUCACUACCCGAGGGGAGAGUUCACGGAGGUGGGCUUAUGCCGUCGCUUUCUGGGAGCCGUGUUCAUGGAGGAAAGCUAACGCCUGCUGUCCCUGAAGGCCGAGUGCAUGGAGGUGGUGUCAUGGACAACGUAGGUGACGAUUCUCGUCAUCGUGUAGACGCGUUCAAUUUCAGGAUGGAUUCUUCCAGAACUCCCACGUAUAAUAUGCGGUAUCCAGUUCAUGGACACUCAAUUCCAGGGUCCUGUGCAUCGGACAAUGGAUUGCUACGACCUGAUUUGAGUCUGGAGAGAAAUAACUCUUUGGGCAUUGAUGUUGGGCAGUUCUUGGCAACUGGGGUUGACUUGAAUUGACCUUCACAUUAGCGAUGUGGAGAUUCUGGAUGCUUGACGAUUUGCAACAUGCUAACAACACUUUAGAGUGAUGAGUCUUGUGGCCAGGACGAUUUGGGUGAUGAAAUGGUGGUAUAUUUCUUUUGUGAGUUUGAGAGACCUUUGGCGUGCAAGGCGUUGGGGUUGGGUGGGGAUUAGGCUAGUAGUAAAUAGAGUUUGUUUAGAGUUAUGUUGAGUUUGACAGUGGUAGUGGGAAUCCUAAGACGUCGGUUACGCCUGGUGAUACAGAGAUGCAUCAGUGUGAGAUGUUGGCCACGCUGGUCCUGUUAGCCUUCCCUACUUAACAAUAUCGUCUCUUUGUUAUCAUGUCUUAAGCUAAGUCCAACUUCAAUUGUUGAGCUUCGUCUGCGCUGGCAUUUGAGUCCACCAUGAAUUCAAAAAGGUGGAUCUAAAGAGGAGGCAACAGCAAAGGCUCUAACUUCGGCCUUCAUCUGGUUUCAAUUCCAUUAUGCAGUGUAAUGACAAGCAAAUGACAAGGUGAACAUUAUUUAGAUGAAGGAUUCGGUAUCAUUCCUCUGUAGCAGGAUGCAAGUGGAUAGAGCAGAUGGGUCUUGUACAUUCAACUAGGGUUAUAUUGUAAUUUGGACGAGCUGGUAUGUGGCUCUAUUUGUAAUUUAUGAUGGAUGAAGGAUUUAAUUACAUUCUGAUGUGUUUCUUUGGGCCAUGGCCCAAUUA
Messenger RNA from Physcomitrium patens, 4585 nucleotides. RefSeq lists its product as uncharacterized. Lineage: Eukaryota; Viridiplantae; Streptophyta; Bryopsida; Funariales; Funariaceae. The record is from RefSeq and is a predicted model, not a curated record.